UCCCACAGGAGCUGGAGGCCCCGGUUCUUUGAACCCAUCUGCCCAAUUAUAGCUCCACCCCUGCCGGUUUUUUAAAGUGCAUUCAAGGCCAAUUACUUCAUUUUUAGGGAAUCUGAAAGGAAACCCCAAAGUGUGUGUUUCAGAGAAGGGAGCCACGACUGGAAAGGUCCUUAUUCCAUCCCAGCAAUAACUCGGGGUUUUGUUUGUUUGUUGCUUGUUUCUUCCAUACUGGAAGGGGAUCCGCAGAGAGGUGGGUGGGGAGCGUCUCUGCUCUCUGACCCCACCCCCGCGAAGGGUGGGGCGGGCCUGCCCAUGGCUGCCCCGGGGCAGCGGGGCUGAGAGGAGGCGGGCCGUGCCCUGAGAGCGAGGAGGGCAAAGUAGUUCAAGUCGCGGGGCCGCCUCAGUCCGGAACAACACACGGCGCGCAACUCAGCAUGGCCCGGUUCAGAGGCAGCGGCUCCUACCUGUCCUCCUGCUGCUGCUGCUGCUGCUGCUCGUGGGGGCUCUUCCUUCUCUGGGCCGUGGCAGAAACUCGAGCAGAUCUCCACUAUGCAACUCUAUAUUGGGUGAAAGCUGAAAAGAACUUCCAGCUUAAAGAUGUAUUGGACAAGAAUGGUGACAUUUAUGGCUAUUACAAUGACACUGUACAGUCUACCGGUUGGGGAAUUCUUGAAAUCAAAGCAGGCUAUGGAAGACAGUCUGUAAGUAAUGAAGUCCUCAUGUAUGGUGCAGGUAUCUUAGAAGGCUAUCUCACUGCUUCACGUAUGUGUGACCAUGUUGCAAACCUGUAUCCACAGCUGAUUACGAGCGUAGACAUUGAGAAAAAAGUUCAAAAUUUUAUGGGGAAGCAAAACCAGUGGACCAGAGAACAAAUCAAAAACAACAAGGACGACCCCUUCUGGAGACAUGCUGGAUACGUUAUUGCCCAGUUGGAUGGACUGUACAUGGGAGCUAGGGAGUGGUCUAAACGACAGAAAAGAACACCUCUCACUGUCUUUCAAGUUGACUUCUUGAAUGCAAUUGGAGAUCUGCUUGACCUCAUUCCUUCCUUACAUUCACCAGGGGAUGAGUGUGACACUAUGACAGGAGGCUCUCGGAGAUACCAGUGGGAUAUGGGUCAUUGUUCAGCUCUUAUCAAGGUCCUCCCUGGAUAUGAGAACAUCUACUUUGCUCAUUCUAGCUGGUUCACAUAUGCAGCCACACUGAGAAUAUAUAAGCACUGGGACUUCAAGAUUGAUGAUCCACAGACACGCACAGGCCGUGCUUCAUUCAGCAGUUACCCAGGUUUUUUGGAAUCUCUGGAUGAUUUUUACAUACUUGGCAGUGGCUUGAUCAUGUUGCAGACCACAAACACUGUAUUCAACAAUUCUCUUUAUCAGCAAAUAGUACCAGAGAGUCUUUUUGCAUGGCAGCGAGUCCGUAUCGCCAACAUGAUGGCAGACUCUGGAAAGACAUGGGCACAAACAUUUGAAAAGGAAAAUUCUGGUACCUAUAAUAACCAAUACAUGAUCUUGGAUACCAAGAAGAUCAAAUUGCAAAGGAGUCUUGAUGACGGAGCUCUUUACAUUGUUGAACAGAUCCCCAAACUCGUGGAAUAUUCUGAUCAGACAAGUAUUCUCCGGAAAGGAUACUGGCCUUCCUACAACGUCCCUUUUCAUGAAAAUAUCUACAACACGAGUGGAUAUGCAGCUUAUGUUAAAAGUCAUGGCUUAGACUAUUCCUACGAAAUGGCUCCCAGAGCAAAAAUCUUCCGACGGGACCAGGGAAAAGUGACAGACAUGGAAUCCAUGAAGUACAUAAUGAGAUACAACAACUACAGGAAAGACCCAUAUACGAGGAACAAUCCCUGUAAUACCAUUUGCUGCAGAGCAGACCUGAAUCCCAAGUCUCCAAACCCAUCUGGCUGCUAUGACUCUAAGGUAGCAGACCUCAACAUGGCUGCGAAGUUUACAGCCUACGCCAUAAAUGGCCCAACUGUGGAGGAUGGCCUGUCUGCCUUCAGCUGGUCAAAAUUCAACAAGACAAAACACCAAGGCUUGCCAGACUCAUAUAACUUUGAUUUCAUCACUGUGCAGCCAGUGCUGUGAAAUGUUUAUCCAGAUUUUAACAGAGGGGAAAAAUAUGCUCUGGUUACAGUUUUACUGCCAUAUGAAAUAAACUGGCCUGUGCUGUCCUUGAA
This is a messenger RNA of Hemicordylus capensis (graceful crag lizard), 2179 nucleotides long. RefSeq names its product phospholipase B domain containing 1 (gene PLBD1). The transcript is spliced from 11 exons. Bases 435 to 2087 code for a protein of 550 amino acids. NCBI's taxonomy places the organism in Eukaryota, Metazoa, Chordata, Lepidosauria, Squamata, Cordylidae. The record is from RefSeq and is a predicted model, not a curated record. Gene Ontology annotation, biological process: phospholipid catabolic process. Gene Ontology annotation, cellular component: extracellular region. Gene Ontology annotation, molecular function: glycerophospholipase activity.